Messenger RNA from Alligator mississippiensis (American alligator), 3029 nucleotides. RefSeq names its product pre-mRNA processing factor 38B (gene PRPF38B). The record is from RefSeq and is a predicted model, not a curated record. The transcript has 6 exons. Gene Ontology annotation, cellular component: precatalytic spliceosome. The coding region runs from base 148 to 1797 and encodes 549 amino acids. Lineage: Eukaryota; Metazoa; Chordata; Crocodylia; Alligatoridae.
GCCAUCUUGUGGGCAGUUGGCGGAGGCAGCGCCCGGCUCGGUUGCUCGCCCGCGUCUCGAGCCCCGUCCGCUGCGCAGGCCGCGCGCUACCCCAGCCCCCUCCCUUCCCCUCUCCUCCCCCGGCCUGGGCCGGCCCGGCCCGCCGCCAUGGCCAACAACAGCCCCGCCGUGGGCGCCGGCAACUGCCAGCAGCAGCAGACGGCCCAGUACCAGGCCGGCUCCGCCCCGCCAGGGCAGCAGCCGCUGCAGAGCGGGGGCCCCAAGCCGGCAGCCUCGGGCAAGCAGGGCAACGUGCUGCCGCUGUGGGGCAACGAGAAGACCAUGAACCUGAACCCCAUGAUCCUCACCAACAUCCUCUCCUCGCCGUACUUCAAGGUGCAGCUCUACGAGCUCAAGACUUACCACGAGGUGGUCGACGAGAUUUACUUUAAGGUUACACAUGUUGAACCAUGGGAGAAAGGGAGCAGAAAAACAGCAGGCCAGACAGGGAUGUGCGGAGGGGUACGAGGUGUUGGAACUGGAGGAAUAGUGUCUACAGCCUUUUGCCUGCUCUACAAAUUAUUUACUCUGAAACUCACCCGUAAGCAAGUGAUGGGCCUUAUAACUCACACAGACUCUCCGUACAUUAGGGCUCUUGGAUUUAUGUAUAUCAGGUACACACAGCCACCUACAGAUUUAUGGGACUGGUUUGAAUCCUUUCUUGAUGACGAAGAGGACCUGGAUGUGAAGGCAGGUGGGGGUUGUGUUAUGACCAUUGGGGAGAUGCUUCGUUCCUUUCUUACUAAGCUUGAAUGGUUUUCCACGUUGUUUCCAAGAAUUCCUGUGCCAGUCCAGAAAGCCAUUGAUCAACAGAUUAAAAGCAGACCUAGAAAAAUCAAGAAAGAUGGCAAGGAGGGAAUGGAAGAAAUAGAUCGACACACAGAACGUAGACGUUCAAGGUCUCCGAGAAGGUCUCUGAGCCCCAGAAGGUCCCCCAGAAGAUCCAGAAGCAGAAGUCGUCAUCGUGAAAGCCACGGAUCAUCUAGUUUUGAUAGAGAGUUGGAAAGAGAGAGAGAACGGCAGAGACUAGAACGGGAAGCUAAGGAGAGGGAGAAAGAAAGACGCAGAUCUCGAAGUGCUGAUCGUCCAUUAGAAAGGAGGCGAAGCAGAAGCAGGGAGAGGCACAGGAGCCGUAGCCGAAGCCGUGAUAGAAAGGGAGAUAGAAGAGACAGGGACAGAGAGCGGGAGAAAGAGAAUGAACGAAGCAGGAAGAAAGAUCGAGACUAUGAUAAGGAAAAGGGUACCGAGAGGGACAAGGAGAGAGAUCGAUCUCGGGAGCGGUCAAAGGAGAGGAGGAGUAAGGGUGAAGUAGAAGAGAAAAGGCACAAGGAUGACAAAGAUGAAAAAAAGCACAGGGAAGACAAGAGAGAUUCCAAAAAAGAGAGAAAGCAUAGCAGAAGUCGAAGCAGAGAGAGAAAGCAUAGAAGUAGGAGUAGAAGUAAGAAUACAGGUAAGCACAGUAGAAGCAGGAGCAAAGAGAAAUCAAGCAAACAUAAAAAUGAAAGUAAAGAGAAAUCAAAUAAACGAAGUAGAAGUGGAAGCAGAGGAAGAACAGAUAGUGUUGAAAAAUCCAGAAAACGAGACCACAGUCCCAGCAAAGAGAGAUCCCGAAAGCGUAGUAGGAGCAAAGAACGAUCCCAUAAACACGACCACAGUGAUAGCAAGGACCAUUCAGAUAAACAUGAUCGUCGAAGGAGCCAAAGUACAGAACGAGAGAGCCAAGAAAAGCAACCUAAAAACAAAGAUGAGACUGUGUGAACUCUUUCAUAAGUGGAUCACAUUGAAUCCUAUAAAUGUUUGAAUAAAUCCUGCUUAUUUUUUUCUUAAAGUUGAGAUUGUGCAGUAGCUGAGCACUCUUCUUCAACCUCCCUCUAGGCUGCAGAUUGUCAUUUCCUAUUUUGGGUAGGGAAGUGCCUUUGUAAACCCAUUUAAUGCAUUGACGGUUUCAAACCAUUUGUUUAGUUUAAUUCAUAAUGCAAAGAUUGUUCUUGCAUUUUUAUUGUUCAAAUGUUUCUGAAAUGUACAGUCUGUACAUAUGUCCUGAAAAUGUUUUAAUUCCUUUGGCAUGGUUGCCAUGCUAGUAAAAUUUGUAUAAGGCAAUAAACUGCCACUCAUUCUACUUUUGUUUUGUAGGUGUGGAAUUAUGGUUUAUAUCCUGAAGCUAGCAUGGCAGUGCUUUGCAAAAUAGUAUGGCAGAAGCUUCUUAGGGAUGGGUCUUGAAUGUGUAUUAUAGCUGAGAUAUUUAUGUGCAUACAGUGUACGUGAGGGCUGCAGAUCUAGAACUAACUUGUGUGUCUGUUGUACCUACUGUCUUGGAAAGCUUUUUAAGCUGUAUUAUGUUUUAAUCCCCAACAGUGUCCCAUUGAGAAUCGGUUUUCAAAGGAGUACCAGUUCUUGAUGUGGGGAUUUUGAUUACAUUUAGAGGUGUUUUAGUAAUAGAAAUGCUACCUCAAGGGGACACUGUUUAAUGUUAGUAGGUCUGUACCAUAUACACCUAUGCAUAUUUUAUUUGUUCGAGAAGUUGUGAAAAGAGAAUGCAAGUUUACAACACUGUUUCUCCACUUUAAUUUAAAGUGUCCAGUAAUCUCUCAGUUGUCAUAACCCUAAACUGAAAGUGGUUAAGAUUUUGGGUGGGGGUGGGGGAAAGAGGAAAUUUAGUUGAGGUGUUUCAGGUUCAAGCUUCCAAAGCGUUUUUUAUAAAUGGAAUACAUUUAAGAAAUGACUCGAUGGUGUCCUCUUUUUAAUUUAAUAAUAUUUUCUACAUAAGUAAAGAUUGCAAUUGGAGCUGAAAAUUUCGUCUCCAUCAGAGGGGGGAAAGUGAUUUUGUGUUUUUGUGGGUUGUUGUUUUUUUUUUAACAGAGUAGAAGAAGUAAUGCCAGAAUGCAUUAUUGAGAAAUAAAAGUCCAGUUCUGUUUAGUAGUUUGUUCUGAUGACUUGUAUACUGAGUAAGGAGAACCAUCAGUCUGGAAUAAACACUGGAUUAACUUCUU